UUUCAUCAAAAAUCAUCUGCAAUGAAUACUAUUGACGUGCCUCCAAUAUUCGAUCUUGUGGAAGUGGAGAAUCUCAAUGAAACCAAUGUAAUCUGCAACAAUGGAGAAUGUAUCACUGUGGACUCCUUGUCGUGCCCAAAUGUGCUUAACAAAAGUGCUCUGCUCUAUACCCUCUCCUUUUUGUAUAUCUUUAUUUUUAUGAUUGGCUUAGUGGCCAAUUUUGUGGUUGUCUGGAUGAAUUUUCAAGCAAAAAUUACUGGUUAUGAAACUCACUUAUACAUCUUCAACCUUGCUGUUGCUGACCUCUGUGUGAUCAUCACUCUUCCCAUCUGGGUAGUCUCCUUUGUUCAACACAGCCAGUGGAACAUGGGGGAAAUCUCAUGCAAGAUAGCUCACCUUGUGUUCUCCAUCAAUCUAUAUGGCAGCAUCUUCUUCCUGACAUGUAUGAGUGUGGAUCGGUACCUCUCAGUUUCUUUCUUCAAACCUGCCAGCAGUGUUAAAAAGAAAAGACUCCGUUGUUGCAUUUGCAUCUUGGUAUGGCUCUUUGCCUUCUUUGCAGCCCUUCCUGAUACCUAUUACCUUAAGACAGUUUCCUCCAACAAUGAAACCUAUUGUCGUCCUGUCUAUCCAGAGGAAACCGCAAAGGAGUGGCUAGCUGGCACAGAGCUAACCUCUGUUAUUUUAGGUUUUGUCAUUCCUUUUCCUGUCAUUGCUAUUUUCUAUUGUCUUUUAACCGCAGCUGUAUCAGCCUCUAAUGAUCAAGAGAGGAGGAGUAAUGUGAAAAUUAUUUUUUCCUAUGUUCUCGUGUUUCUUGUCUGCUGGCUGCCAUAUCACAUAGUUGUCUUGCUUGAUUUCUUCUUGGCCUUCCAUUUUAUACCCUUCAGUUGCCAAAUGGAGAAUGUCCUUUAUGCAGCCCUUCACAUUACUCAGUGCUUCUCUCUGGUUCAUUGUUGCAUCAAUCCCAUCCUUUAUAGUUUCAUCAAUCGAAACUACAAGUAUGAACUCAUGAAGGCAUUUAUCUUUAAAUACUCAGCUAAAACUGGCCUUACAAAGCUGAUUGAUACUUCCAAGGUUUCAGAAAUGGAGUACUCUGCUUUGGAGCAAAAUGCUAAAUGAUCAUUGCGUUGCAAAAGACAUUGCUGGGGAAACAGAUUACUCCUUCCCUAGUUACUGAAUCUUGUCUACACAAUAUGCAUUUUACAGUAUAUAUUUUUAAAAAAACAUAUUUUGCAGUUGCACUGGAAGAUAAAUAUAUUUAACCAUGGAUUUGAACAAGAUUGUGAGAGUAUAAAAACUGUAGUUUUAAUAUUAGAUAUUCACUCAAUUUCCUAUUGUAAGAGUAAUCUGCAUAACAAAUGAAAAUUAUAUGUAUUUUAAGUUGGUCUUCACAAAGAUUUUGUGACAACAUAGUUGUAAUAUAUUUUUAAAUAUUCAUUAUUGCAUGUUAAUAUGUUUCAUGAUCUUUGUCUUAUUUGUUUCUUUCAGUUUUCAUCUUCCUAUUUGUAAGUUAUUUUUCAAAUACUAUCUUUGAAAAUAAGAUGCAAGCAAUACAGUAUGCUAUUUGUAUGUGGGGGUAGGGCAGAUAUACCUGAUAUUUAAUUUAAAAUUCUCUUUUGAGUCAAUCACAAGUAUUCUUGGUGACUCCAAUAUCAUUUUGUAGACAACUCUACAAAAAUGGUUUGCCACAGUUCUCUUCUUCAAUUCCUUUUCUACAGGGAAUAUAACCUGAUAUUCCCUGGAAGUCUUCCAGUAGCAAUCAGAACAGAUUCCUAUUCAGCCAAAAUAGUAUACAUUUCCAAAUUAUAGAUUCAGAGGUAAAUCACAAAAUAAGGUUUGCUUGUAGCAGGGGUCCCCAAACCCCAGUUCCCCAGCCCAGUGUUGGGCUGCAGCCCAUUGGGAACUGGGCCGUGGAAGUGGUAGGCAUGCGUUUGCAAACCUGCAGUUGUGAAAGUGGCGCAUGUGUGCGCGUGAAACCUUCCCCUCCCCCACUUCCGCCACCAGUCUGCUGAGCCAGAAAGGUUAGGGACUGCUGGCUUACAGUAUCCCACUUGUGACAUACCUGCAUCAGCUAAUUAGGAAUGGAUUCAAAAUACUGAUGAACAGGGUACCUCCAAAGUAGUUUUUUUCAGCAAUAUUCUUGUCACAACCAUAUAGACUUAUGUGUGUGUUUAUGUAUGUGUGCAUGCAUGUAUAUGCUUCCAAAUGUAACUGGUCUCUGUAGUCCAUUUGUGUUCUUUUUCUGAUCCUAAAAAUAUCCAAUAAACAGGCAACAUGUUA
This is a messenger RNA of Protobothrops mucrosquamatus (brown spotted pit viper), 2277 nucleotides long. It is a transcript of the gene ACKR3, whose product is annotated as atypical chemokine receptor 3. The record is from RefSeq and is a predicted model, not a curated record. Gene Ontology annotation, molecular function: G protein-coupled receptor activity; coreceptor activity; chemokine binding. NCBI's taxonomy places the organism in Eukaryota, Metazoa, Chordata, Lepidosauria, Squamata, Viperidae. The transcript has a single exon. Gene Ontology annotation, cellular component: membrane. Bases 22 to 1116 code for a protein of 364 amino acids. Gene Ontology annotation, biological process: chemotaxis; G protein-coupled receptor signaling pathway; vasculogenesis.